Pseudomyrmex gracilis is the source of this 942-nucleotide messenger RNA. Its product is annotated as putative nuclease HARBI1. The record is from RefSeq and is a predicted model, not a curated record. Lineage: Eukaryota; Metazoa; Arthropoda; Insecta; Hymenoptera; Formicidae. The transcript is spliced from 3 exons. Bases 1 to 942 code for a protein of 313 amino acids.
AUGAGACGGACAACAUUUAUAUUUCUAUUGGAGUUAUUAACUCCACAUCUUGCAAAAGAUUUAGGAAAAUUAGGACGUUGUCCAUUAUUACCAGAAAAACAAUUGUUAUUAUGUAUUUGGAUGANGGCAACACCUGAUUCAUAUAAAAGUAUAAGCAAUAGAUUUGGUGUAGGGAAAGCAACCGCUUGGAGAAGCGUAAGGAGAGUUGUUUCUGCUUUAUAUUUUUAUUUGCAUACAUUUAUAAAAUGGCCAUCAGCAGAAGAAGCAGAGAAUACUUCAACAUUAAUAAAAAACAGAUAUGGCUUCCCAAAAGCAAUAGGUGCUAUCGAUGACACUCAUAUAAAAAUAGCAGCUCCAAAAGUUAAUCCAGAAUGUUAUAUAAAUAGGAAAGGGUAUCAUUCAAUACAGUUACAGGUUAUAUGUGAUGCCAGUUUAAAAUUUCUACAUUGCUAUGCUGGACAAGUUGGUUCCACACAUGACAUGAGAGUUCUCCGAUUAUCAGGUUUUCAAAAUAUGUAUACAGAAGAAAAUUUUCCAGAUGAUAGUCAUCUGUUAGGAGAUGCUGCAUAUGAAAUUCAAAAAUAUAUAAUGGUUCCUUUUCGAGAUAAUGGACACUUAACGGAGAUACAAAUAAAAUACAAUCAAAUACUUUCUUCUGCACGUAUGAUUGUAGAAAGGUCAUUGGGACUUUUGAAAGGACGAUUUUGUAGUAUUCUUGAUAAAUUGCCAAUGACCAGAACAGAUUUGAUACCCAAAUAUGUAGUAGCUUGUUGUAUUUUACAUAACAUUUGUCUGUUACAUAAUGACAUGAUAGAUGUAAUACCUAUUAUAUUAAAUGAAAGAGAGUUUGUACCUAAUUGUGAUCCUAUUGAUGCUCAAAGUAAAGAUCAAGGUGUUCAAAAACGAAACCGUAUUGCACAAUCAUUUAGAAACUUGCGUUAA